CUCUACGGUAUAUUCGUCGUCGUCUUCGUCUUUUUCCUGCCCUUCGAAGCAGUCUUCCCUCUCUCGGUACUUAUCUGCCUUAAAAAGCGGAGAAGAAGUUCCUUAAUUGAAUUCUCCUUUCGUGCAAUUUGGUUUCUUUCUGCGGAUUCAAGAUACCGCCGGAGGAAUCGGAGACCCUCCGCAACGGAUUUACAAGGUUUUCCUUAUCUCGUAUGAGACAAUUCCUUUCCCCUAGGAUAAUUACUAUUACUAUGAGGUGAAUUUGUGCCUUGAUUAUGUGGAACCGCACAAUUGUUCACGGAUGAGGAAGUUCUUUUCAUUCAGAUCGGUGGAAUCUAGCAGUCCAAAUGGCAAUUCUCCACAUCCAGGUCAUUCAUUUUCUGAUGACUUGGUCUGUUGUGAGAAAUUAGGGGACAGUCAUUCAAAUUUUUCACUGCGUGAGAAGGUCCAUGAUCAUUCCCAGACAGUGAAAGACAGCACUCUUAGCCCUCAAUAUCCAGAAAAUGAAGAUUCAUCUCAUUUACUUCUUAGAAGAAGCUUUUCACUAUCAUCCUGUGCCAUGAACGGCGGUGGCUUCAGAGAUGGAAAUCUUAUUUCUUCGAGUGAUUUGAGCAGACCAGCAUCUAGUAGUGGCAAUUCACCACAUCGUGCAUCUAGUUUCCGGAUGCACUGCCAUCCACUGACACAAGAGAGAUCUACAAGACCUAGAAGCUGUGAACAGCCUCCAUCUCAGCAUUUUCAUGCUGUUCAGAAAUAUAGUUCUCUUAAAUCAUUAAGAGAAUGUGAAAUUCCAUCAAAUUCACCAAACAGUUCUCCAGUUCCUUCAAGAUGCAAUGUGGUUCACCUAUCAUGUUUUCCAAAAGGAAAUGGACUUCUUGACCAGUACAUUGAUGCAGAGGAUCAGGAAGUUCAACCUGAGACACAUACCGAAAAAUGUUUAUCUGAAUCUGGAAUUAACUGUUCCUUGGCAGAGAAUCAAGCACAUCCAAGUGCGGGAAGUCCACAACAAUUUUGGUCUGUGGCACUGUCUUCACCAAUGUGCAGGAAAGAGAAUUCUAAAACUUUAUCAGUUAGGGAGGAGAUUGAUUCGUCUCAUCACCCAUCUGCACGAAAUUGGGCAAGAGAUGAUUCUGAGACAGUAUCCACAUCAAGAUGCAUACAAAAGAGUAUUAAUAAGUCAUCACAUCCAUUUCAUGGAAGAUUAUCAAUGAAUGCCCGAGAUUAUGACUCUGAAAGUACUACUACCUUUGAGGAUAUUUACAUGGAUUCAUUUGAAAUGCAGCCUACUUUGCAUUCAGAUGGCACUGUGCAACAUUUUUCAAUCGAUGACCAUUCAAGUUACAAGAAUUUAACUGGUCAUUUCGCUCAGGAUUUAUUGGGGCUUGAGAAGUAUGAUUGUUUUCUUGAAAAUGGAGCAACGAGCACUAGAAAUGGUAAAGCAAUGAGUUCUGGGCUACAAGAUACAGAUGAAGUGUUGCAUAAAAAGUUGAAAGAGGUAGAUAGGAUGAUUGAGCUCCUACCUGAUGAGGACUUUGAUCUUGAGGAACUUCAGAGUGGUGAUUCGAACGUGCCUUCAUUGUUUCAAGCAAUUGAAAAUAUUAAAGAAGUCAGGAAAUUCUUGGUGCUAGAGCUCUCAGCACAAAUAAAAUGCAGACUUGCAGAAAGGCAUGCUGCAAAAGGGCAUUUGAGACGAGCUAGGAUAGAUCUCAAGACUCAAACUAGAAGGCUGGAACAGGAGAAGAAUGAACUUCAGUUUAUUUUAGAGAAAGAACUAGAUAGAAGGUCAAGCAGCUGGUCCAUGAAGUUUGAAAAGAUUCAGUUGGAGGAGCAGUGGCUUCGGGAACGGGUAAGGGAACUGGCAGAGCAAAAUAUGUCUUUUCAGAGAGAAAUUUCUUCACUUAAAGGCAUUAAAGGGGAUAGUCAAACUAGGGUUGUGGAUUCUGAAAUAGAACUAACUAAUCUAACAGCUACUUUGGAGCAACUAGGAAUAGAGAAUUACAAUCUUCAGAAAGGCUUCUCAGAGCUGCAGGAGCACUUCGAUGCAACUGAAAAGGAUCGGGAUUGUAUCAGAAGAUGCUUACGUGAGAAAGAAAGGGAGAACAAGGAGUUGCAAAAGUUAGUUGUACGUUUACAGCGAACAAUCAAUGAACAAGAAAAGACUAUUAAUGGAUUGCGGAAAGGAUUUAGUGAUGAGACUGAAAAUAAAACUACAGAUGGAAGUGACCAAUUAAGGAUGUUGCAGAUGGAGCAGCUAAGGUUGACAGGCCUUGAACAGAAACUGAGGAAGGAGUUAAAGACUUUCAAGCAUGAAGUAGAGACACUCAGGCAUGAGAACAUUGGCCUAUUGACUCGUUUACGAGCUGCUGGAGAUGGCCGUCAGUUCUCAUCGAUUAAGCUAGACGAGGAGCUUCAUGCUCGACUAGAUUGCUUGCAGACUGAGGGCUUGUCCUUGCUCACUGACAUUAGUCACUUCAGUAGCAAUUUGUUAGGAUGCCUUAGGCACAAACAAUAUGAACAUGGACAGGAGGAUGAAAAUAACACUGAUGGAUAUUCAUUUAUCGAUUAUAUUAUCAAAAGCCAGAGUUUUAGCAGACGAUAUGAAAAUUUUAGAACGAGUUUACAAACUAUAGCAACAAUUUUGGAUGAGAAGUCAGAUUUACAAGCUACAGAACGCCAGUCACUGUCAACAGAAUUUGGCAUGUCAAGGCAGUCAGAGGAUGAAUUAGAAGCUAAAUUGAAGGCCGAGGUUAUCUUGACUAGAUUACUACGAGAGAAACUGCGUUCAAAUGAAUUGGAAUUCGAGCAACUAGAGGCAGAUUUGGCUUCCUCUGUUCGGGUUCAUGAUGUCAUGCAAACUGAGAUCCAGAGGAUGCAAGAUGAAGUCUCUUGUCUUACCCACAAGACAAUGGACAUGGAGCUUAAGAUGCUGCAGAAAGAUGAAAGCAUUAAGCAGCUUGAGAAUGAGUAUCAGGAGUGCACAAAGGAACUAACUGCAGCCCGAAAUAUAUGUUUGAAGAUAACUGAGGAGAGAAACCAUAUGUGGGAAGAAGUGAAAAGUUCAAAAGAGAAGAUCAUGCUUCUUAAUUAUGAAGUUCUUUCUCUUAGAAAGAAGAUUGAAGAACUUGAAGAAGACAUUCUUACCAAGGAGGGGCAGAUUGCUAUCUUGAGAGAUAGUCUUGAGAAGCCAUUUGACAUCCUCUGUGCAUAGUCCUGGAUCAGUGAAAAGAAUUUCACUGGGAUGAGUUAUGAUGAAGUUCUCGGGCAGUGAUAUCUUCUCUGCCAUCUAGUUUUAGUUAUCUUGGUAUUUACUAUUUCUACACUUUUGUUGCAUCAUUUUCAGGUUAGAUGGCAAUUGUAGCUUCUAUUAGAUAAUAUUUGUUGAUCUAAAUGUUCUUUUUUGCAUUUGCAAUGAUAGCAAAUUUAGGAUAAAUAUGAGUUAUGGGAGAGAGACAAAAGAUAAAAGAGAUGGGGAAAACAUGACAGAUGUGAGUCAAUCAAACGCUCCAAACAUAAAAGGAAAAUGGGUAGAAUAUUUUAUAAAAUAUUCUAUGCGGAGACAAUCUUCAGUCUCCUCUAACAAUCUCUCCUUGAUCUUUUCUCCACAUGGACGAUAAGGGUGGGACAAUUUACAAAUGUUUGUCUUGGAUCCUUAUCCAUAUGGACAGCCUAAUAGGAGAUAGUUUUAGUUUUUUUCUUCACGACACACAAAAGACGUGUCGGAUGGUAAAUAGUUGAUGAUAUACUCCCGAGAAUAAAAUACUGUUAUUCAUUUCUUCUCUCACCAACUUGUGUUGAAAAUUUUCUUACAUCAUUUUACUUGCAUUUAGGAUUUGCUACAGAGCUAUGUUUACAGAAGUCUGUACUGGUGAUGCUGAAUGAUGGAGGGGUCAUAUAUGCUGGUUCCGAUAAAAGUAGAUCAUAUCGAAAAGCUUUCAGAUUCUGAAUACCAUAUUUCAUAUUUUCUCCACUUCUGAAAUCUUCAUAAACCAUUGAAGGUUUCAUUGUAAAAUGCAGUAAUAGCUGAUGCAGUCAAAGAAAUGGUGAUUCUUGUUAUACUGUAAUUAAUGCCUUGAGAGUUGCUUACUAGUUUGUUCUACAGGUUAAUGAUCUUUGGUCAUGCUGAUGUUAAGAAUGAUAAGAAUUAGAUGAUCCUUCUUGGUUUCA
This is a messenger RNA of Musa acuminata AAA Group (dessert banana), 4164 nucleotides long. RefSeq lists its product as uncharacterized. The transcript has 6 exons. NCBI's taxonomy places the organism in Eukaryota, Viridiplantae, Streptophyta, Magnoliopsida, Zingiberales, Musaceae. The record is from RefSeq and is a predicted model, not a curated record. Bases 302 to 3208 code for a protein of 968 amino acids.